AUGGUGCCCAAAUCGUCUGGAUCGCUACUGUCGGGCGCUCGUAAGUCGGGCAUCUCGCUUGCCCUUAAUGGUGGCUCGGCCGGCGGGAUCUCGCUCCACGACCGCUUGUCGGCAAGGUCUAGAGUCACGAAUCUGGGCAUCGUCCUGCUUCUCGGCUUUGCUAGCUUUUCAGCCCUCUUGAACCUUCGUUACAUGCUGUUCCACCACAACUCUGCCCCGACACCGCAAGGGUACAUCGAAUUUCGUGGUCGCACCCCGGAACUGCUCAGUGCAAGCGUACCACCACCACGCAAUGGCACUGAUCACCUCAACCACCUCGUCAUCGUCGCCGGUCAUGCCAUUUGGGCGGGCUGCGAUGUCAAAGGCAAGGAUGACGACGCAAACUGGAUCCUUGAAGAUUAUCAGAAGGGCGGGAGCGUCAAGACGUUCUACAAGCAUAUCGAGAAAGGCUUGCAGCUCACCAACGAGGACCCCAGCGCGCUUCUUGUGUUUUCCGGCGGACAGACUCGUCCCAACUCGCUGCAGACCGAGGGCGAGUCGUACUAUUCGCUCGCCUUGGCUGCCAACCUUGAAGUGCCUAUGAUCGCUGGCAGCCUCGCCAGCGCCUCGUCGACCUCUUCCGCCGCUGCUUCGGCAUCUACCUCCUCAGCUAGUUCCAUCGGCUCGCUCGCCCACGCCAACGCAGCCGUCGCCACUCGCCACGGUCUGCAAGACGUCCGAAUGACAACUGAAAAUUACGCGCUCGACAGCUUCGAGAACCUUCUCUUCUCCAUCGCCCGUUUCCGCGAGUACACGGGCCAUUAUCCAGCACGUAUCACCGUUGUCGGCUAUGCGUUCAAAAAGGCCCGCUUCGAGGAGCUGCACGCCAAAGCGGUGCGCUGGAACACCAAGGGCUUCCUGCACAAGGGCGAGAGAACCUUCCAGUACGUGGGCAUUGACGACGAGCUCUCUGAUUCCGACGCAUCCGCGCAGUACAAGGGCGAGAAGCUCAAGGCGUACAACUUGUUCGACAAGGACAUGUACGGAUGCCACGGCAGACUGAAGCAGAAGCGCAUCGAGAGGAACCCUACGCGCCGCUUCCACCCGUACAUGAGCUCGGCACCUGAGAUUGCGGAUCUGCUCAAUUGGUGCCCCGCGCCGGAGUCGGGUCUGCAGGGUCUAUACCCGGAGAACCUGCCGUGGGACGCGCGCGUGACUGGGACUGGGUGGGGAAGGGGUGCUUUGGCUGUCAAGGCUAAUAGCAAGGGUCACAUUAUUCCGGAUUCGAGGUGGCUCCAAAUCGGACGCGAGCAAUGA
Messenger RNA from Sporisorium graminicola, 1296 nucleotides. RefSeq lists its product as uncharacterized. Gene Ontology annotation, cellular component: cytoplasm. The transcript has a single exon. Lineage: Eukaryota; Fungi; Basidiomycota; Ustilaginomycetes; Ustilaginales; Ustilaginaceae. The coding region runs from base 1 to 1296 and encodes 431 amino acids. The record is from RefSeq and is a predicted model, not a curated record.